AUGGCCUCUUCUUCUCUUCCUCUGCAUCACCCCUCCCAUUGCCUCACCUCCAAUCCUCAGUUGAAAGGUUCCAACUAUGGAUGGUCACCACGACCCGGAUAUACUGUCCCUACUAAAGACGCAGUAAAAGGCAUUCGAAUUCAACCCAUUAAAGCAAAAGCAGCCACCGAAGCUCCUCCGUUUUCUUUGUUUCAGCCUCCUGAAGCUGAAGGGUCUGCCUCUGAGUUGGAGCCAGCGGAUCCUGAUUUCUACAAGAUAGGGUAUGUUAGAAGUAUGAGAGCUUAUGGAAUUGAAUUUAAAGAAGGGCCAGAUGGGUUUGGAGUUUAUGCUUCCAAGGAUGUUGAACCACUUCGCCGGGCUAGAGUAAUAAUGGAAAUUCCACUAGAACUGAUGUUAACCGUAAGCCAAAAGCUCCCAUGGAUGUUUUUUCCAGAUAUAGUACCAGUGGGUCAUCCAAUAUUUGAUAUCAUUAACUCAACUGAUCCAGAGACAGAUUGGGAUCUGAGGUUAGCAUGCCUUCUUUUGUACGCAUUUGAUCGGGAAGAUAACUUUUGGCAGUUGUAUGGUGAUUUUUUACCCAGUGCAGAUGAGUGCACCAGCUUGCUUCUAGCUAGUGAGGAGGAGCUUUCAGAGCUGCAGAAUCCCAAUCUUGCUUCAACUAUGAGAGAACAGCAACGUCGAGCCUUGGAAUUUUGGGAAAAAAAUUGGCACUCUGGUGUACCACUAAAAAUUAAACGCCUUGCUCGUGAUCCUGAGAGAUUCAUUUGGGCAUUGAGUAUGGCACAAUCACGAUGCUUUGGCAUGCAAAUGAGAAUUGGUGCACUUGUUCAAGAUGCAAACAUGCUAAUUCCAUAUGCAGAUAUGCUAAACCAUUCCUUUGAGCCAAAUUGUUUUUUCCAUUGGCGUUUUAAGGAUCGCAUGCUUGAAGUGAUGAUAAAUGCUGGAAAACGGAUUAAGAAAGGUGACGAGAUGACUGUCAAUUACAUGAGUGGACAACAGAAUGACAUGUUGAUGCAAAGAUAUGGUUUCUCUUCACCUGUGAAUCCUUGGGAUGUGAUUCAGUUCUCUGGAAAUGCACGUAUUCAUUUGGAUUCCUUCUUGUCAGUAUUCAAUAUAUCUGGACUUCCUGAAGAGUACUAUCAUAACUGUCGCCUAUCUAAUGAUGGAGAUACAUUUGUUGAUGGAGCAAUCAUAGCAGCGGCAAGAACAUUGCCCACUUGGUCAGAUGGGGAUGUGCCUCCAAUCCCAAGCAUGGAAAGAAGAUCUGUAAAGGAGUUACAGGAAGAAUGCCGACAGAUGCUUGCAGCGUAUCCUACUAACUCUAAGCAAGACCAAAAAAUUCUAGAUUCGAUGUCAGAUGCUAGUAGGACGCUUGAAGCUGCAAUCAAGUAUAGGUUGCACAGGAAGUUGUUCGUAGAGAAGGUCAUGCAAGCGCUGGAUAUAUACCAAGAGCGGAUGUUAUUCUGA
Molecule: messenger RNA, 1467 nt
Organism: Prunus armeniaca (apricot)
Lineage: Eukaryota; Viridiplantae; Streptophyta; Magnoliopsida; Rosales; Rosaceae
Source: the annotation of a GenBank genome assembly